AUGUAUACCCUGAGUCGCCGGCGUAAUCGCUCGCUGGCCUCGUGUGAGCCAUGUCGCAAGAGCAAGAUCCGGUGUGAUCACGGCAAACCCACCUGUGCAUCCUGCCAACGCCGUGGGCUCCACCCACAAUGCUGGUAUCAUCCUGCCCCUUUGACCAAGCAUCGGACUUCGCAGAGACACUCUUUGUCCACGCCACCGGGCUCACUCCGCGUCGCCCAGACGGGCCCACCACCGCAGCAUCCGGUCGAGAGUCCCUUGGCCGAGACCCCAAAGUUCCACACUUGGCCGUUCAUGUCCGCCGAUCCCAAUGACUCGUCAUCGCUCACCCUCACCCCGGGCCGCCACAACUACAAUCUCAAGGCCCACGACGAGCACUUGGCGGCCAUCCAACGCAUUGUUGCCCAGCUGAAGCUCUUACCCGUCAUAGAAAAACAGUUGCAUGAAUAUUACUCAUUCAGCCUAGUCGCGCUGGUCCCUCAGCCGCUGCUCUUGCAGCUCAUCGCCUCAAUUCGGGCCGGUCUCGCAGCCUCGGGCUAUAAUCAGGACAGCUUAGAUGCAGAGCUUGACAUUCACUGCACAUCGAGAUUAGCCGAAGACAUUCUACGGGCCUCCUCACUGGAAGUAGUUAUCACCCGCGACUUGGAUUUGCCGGCGUUCUGUGCCGUGUUUUGUGGGCCCAAUCUACGCAUAGAAACUCUUGGCCUCCUGUACACGAUGGCCGCACGCGCAACCAUGUUUGCUGUAGGGGACGGACAUGACGAGGACCGCGACAAUGCCUUCGUUCGCGAUAUGGGCUGGUACGGCAACUUGAGCCUGUGUCUGGCCCGUGAGCUUGCACCGCAAACGACCGAUCUAAUCACAUGGCUUGCGCACGAGAACUUACAGUUAACCACAAUCUUCGAAGGCGAUGCAAGCUUAGGUGUAUGGAGACGCCUGGGCGAUCUCGCCACAGACAUCCUGGCCUUAGGCCUGAAUCGAGAAGCAACCCACGCCACGACGCCAUUCUUCCUUGCGGAAUGUCGACGAAGAACCUUUGCUAGAGCUUAUUACCUGGACAAAGUAUUUGCAUCGGUAUUCAUGCGGCCGCCGCGCAUAACUGCUCGACAUGCAGACUGCAGCCUUCCAUUAGAUCUAUCUGAUGAGGAACUUUUCGCGUCGUCAGAUGUGAUAGAGCAUGCAAAGCUCAACCUGACACCGGACGGCUGGAACACCGACGGAAAGCAUCGAGUUGCUACGUGGGCUCGAAUACGCUAUAUUCUGGCGGAGUUCCGUGAGGAGACCGUCGAAUAUCAGUUUCGAGUCACGCAUGCCGCUGAUUCUGUGAAGCUUAGAGAGUUAUCCGAUCGGUGCACUCAGGCAUGGAAUCGGCUACCUUCACACCUCCAGUACAGGCAGGACUGCUGGACGUCAAACCUCCCUCCAGAACUCUGCCACAUGCAUGCAAAGAUCUACCUCUCUUAUUUGCACAUUCACUUUCAGAUUUACAGACUCCUUGGGACUGCAGAAGGUCUCAUUACCCCUCAGCCAGAACUGCUUGAGGUCUCAGCCAGUAUGCUUGAAACCGUAAUUCAGAUGACAAAUAGUCGCGGGAGAACCUCUUUCUCUCCGCGCGAUCUGCCUGGGAUUGUUCUCUCUUAUGGUUUACCAUGUGCUGCAAUUCUCUCUGCCGCCCUGGAGAACGUGAUGCAAGAUUCAACAGCAGGAACAAGGCUUCCCGCAGGCAUCAAGACCUCUAAUCUCAUUCGUCAUCUCUCUGUCCUGGUGUCUCAACUGGAAAGCGUAUCCAACCCCAACGAGACCAACUACGUAUUCUGCCUCAAAGCAUCGAGAGCUAUUUCUCGCAAGCUCGACGGGAUUCUAGACAGUUUUACAGUAGUCAGUUCUACGAAGACCCCUGCCCCUGGCUCCGUCCCUGAGCCCGUUCCGACGCCCCCACAAAUCGACAGCACAGCCCCUAUCGCGAUGGGUGAAAUUGAUAUGAGCUCAUUGAUUGAUCUCGAUAACUUUAAUCUCACAGACUGGGCAAUCAAUUUUGACAUAGGCAUGAGUGAUGAGUUAAGGAUGUUCUGA
Aspergillus aculeatus ATCC 16872 is the source of this 2070-nucleotide messenger RNA. RefSeq lists its product as uncharacterized. The record is from RefSeq and is a predicted model, not a curated record. NCBI's taxonomy places the organism in Eukaryota, Fungi, Ascomycota, Eurotiomycetes, Eurotiales, Aspergillaceae. Gene Ontology annotation, cellular component: nucleus. Gene Ontology annotation, biological process: DNA-templated transcription; regulation of DNA-templated transcription. Gene Ontology annotation, molecular function: zinc ion binding; DNA-binding transcription factor activity, RNA polymerase II-specific; DNA binding. The coding region runs from base 1 to 2070 and encodes 689 amino acids. The transcript is spliced from 4 exons.